Molecule: messenger RNA, 1648 nt
Organism: Raphanus sativus (radish)
Lineage: Eukaryota; Viridiplantae; Streptophyta; Magnoliopsida; Brassicales; Brassicaceae
Product: transcription factor bHLH122
Exons: 6
Coding region: 192-1310 (372 amino acids)
Biological process (GO): regulation of transcription by RNA polymerase II
Cellular component (GO): nucleus
Molecular function (GO): protein dimerization activity; RNA polymerase II cis-regulatory region sequence-specific DNA binding; DNA-binding transcription factor activity, RNA polymerase II-specific
Source: RefSeq, a predicted model, not a curated record
UUCCUCACCUCUCUCUCACAUAAGCUUCCCUCACGUUCUCUCUGUUUCACUUUAUAUUAUUAUCAUUAUCUCAUCAGAGAGAUCUCUCGCCGGGAAAAAACUCUCCCGGCGAACUAGCUAAACGCCCCGCCCGGUGUUAUAAUCCUCUUACGAAAAUAACAAAGGAGGAGAAGAACUCUAAACCUACUAAGAUGGAGUCAGAGUUUCAGCAACACCACUUCCUUCUCCACGAUCACCAGCACCAGAGACCACCAAGAACGUCCGGUUUAGCUAGGUACCAGUCAGCUCCGAGCUCCUACUUCUCCAGCUUCGGAGAAUCCAUCGAAGAGUUCUUGGAUCGACCGACAAGUCCCGAGACGGAGAGGAUCUUGUCUGGCUUCUUGCAGACCACCGACACAAGCAACACCGUCGACAGCUUCCUCCACCACACCUUCUCCGAGACGGACGAGAAGAAACCUCCUGAGGUGAAGACAGAGGAGACGACGGAGGUUGAUGAUAUUCCGGCGACGGUGGCGAUGGACGUCGUCGAGAUUCCGGCGGCUCCUGGUUCGUCUGGAUACGCUUCGGUGGUGCGGAGUUUAGGUCAGAACAACAAAAGACCACGAGAGAGAGAUGAUCGGACUCCUCCGGCGAACAAUCUCGCUAGGCAUAACAGCUCACCCGCCGGAUUAUUCUCAUCCAUAGACGUGGAGACAGCAUAUGCAGCUGUAAUGAAAAACAUGGGCGGUUUUGGUGGAGGAGUUAAUGUGAUGAAUACUGAAGCUUCAUCUCUUACUCGUGGAACCAAGCUUCCUCCUCCAUCCAUGGGUACGAUCCCUGAGAUUGAUGAUGUCAAACCCGUUUUCUCAUCGAGGUUGCCUCCUCGAACGCUCUCUGGUGGGUUUAACCGUUCCUUUGGGAAUGAAGGCUCUGCUUCCUCUAAGCUUAUCGCUAGGACCCAAUCUGGUGGCUUAGAUCAGUACAAAACCAAGGAUGAAGAUUCGUCAGCUAGUAGACGUCCUCCUUUAGCGCAUCACAUGAGUUUGCCUAAGUCUUUGUCAGAUAUUGAGCAGUUACUCUCAGAUUCUAUCCCUUGUAAGAUCAGAGCCAAGCGUGGCUGCGCCACUCAUCCUCGGAGCAUUGCUGAGAGAGUGAGAAGAACAAAGAUUAGUGAAAGAAUGAGGAAGCUGCAAGACCUUGUUCCAAACAUGGACACGCAAACAAACACAGCAGAUAUGUUGGAUCUUGCGGUUCAGUACAUCAAGGACCUACAAGAACAAGUCAAGGGGCUGGAAGAGAGCCGGGCAAGAUGUAGAUGCUCUUGUGCUUGAAACUAGAAGCUGGAGUAUGAGUGCGUGCCAGGCAGGGAUUUGUGCAUAGAAGUAUCGGUUCGAUCUUUGGUGAAAGUCGAACAUAGCGAAGUAGAGAAGAGAUCAUGAACAGAGCUAUAAUUUGGGUGGCUGAUGGACAAAAAAGGGUUUUGUAAAGUUGGAACCUUUUUGGUUGGGGGGAAAGGGAGAAGUAAAGUUCAUGUUAUGGUUCGAACUCGAAAGCUUAUUGUAUGUUGUUCUUACACCCAAAAACAAAUGAAAAAGCAGAAGAGAAGUGAUGUACUAGGAUGAGAAGCUUCUUUUAUUGUUAAGAAUAAUACUUCAGGGUAAUUAAUUUA